AUGAACAUCACUGUUGUUAUAGGAACAUCACUGUUUUUACAGGAACAUCACCGCCGUUACAUUAACAUCACAUUGAAUUGGAAUAGCCAUGCAAUUAAACAUGUUGAGGAACUAGUUAACCAGUAUUAUGACCUGCUUACAUUUUUGUGGGAAUGGAAUAUUGGAAUUGCAUGUAAUUCUGUGCUUACAGAUGGAAUGGAUAAUCUCUGCGUGUUGGAUGUAGGAUGUAGGAUGUGCUCAACAUUUGUGACAGGGUUGAACAAUAAUGAAUAUCAAAUUACAAGGGGGAAGGCGAAUGAUUUUCAGGCCAGCAUCCACUUUUACUUUUACCGUCAACCAACGGAUACACAUUUUUCAGCCAAAAUGAUGAAAAAAGAAUUGAGAUCCAAACUGAAGAAGUUCCUCCUAAUCCAGGAGAGUGCAUUUAAACAAAAAUCCAGAAUUCAAUGGCUUAAACUGGGUGAUUCAAAUUCCAAGUUCUUCUUUAGUGCUAUGAAGGAGAGAAAUUCCAGGAAUAGUAUUGAUGAGCUGUUUGAUAGUGCAGGACAGAAACUGAGUACCAAUAAAGAGAUUACAGAAGAAAUCAGGAGCUUUUAUACAGCACUGAUUGGUACUGCAGCUCCUUCUAUUGUUGGUAUUGAUGUUGAGGUGGUUAGGAGGGGGAAUCAACUUUCACCUGAUGCUGCUGAAAGUUUGAUUAGACCAGUGACAACUGCAGAGAUAGAUAAGGCUUUGAAAUUCAUAGAUGUGAACAAAGCACCUGGCUUAGAUGGUCUGCAUAGCUUCUUUUUUUAA
Molecule: messenger RNA, 795 nt
Organism: Spinacia oleracea (spinach)
Lineage: Eukaryota; Viridiplantae; Streptophyta; Magnoliopsida; Caryophyllales; Amaranthaceae
Exons: 7
Coding region: 1-795 (264 amino acids)
Source: RefSeq, a predicted model, not a curated record